Trypanosoma brucei brucei TREU927 is the source of this 1236-nucleotide messenger RNA. RefSeq names its product thioredoxin, putative. The transcript has a single exon. Gene Ontology annotation, biological process: response to endoplasmic reticulum stress. NCBI's taxonomy places the organism in Eukaryota, Euglenozoa, Kinetoplastea, Trypanosomatida, Trypanosomatidae. Gene Ontology annotation, molecular function: protein disulfide isomerase activity; protein-disulfide reductase activity. Bases 1 to 1236 code for a protein of 411 amino acids. Gene Ontology annotation, cellular component: endoplasmic reticulum lumen. The record is from RefSeq and is a predicted model, not a curated record.
AUGAAGCGCCCUUCUUUUCUUCUUGUGAGCCUUUUGUUUUUGGCAAUUGGCAGCACUGUCAUAGAAGCCUUCCCCUUCACAGCCUCCUCUGGUGUUGUGGAGCUAACCCCUGCGACUUUCAACAGCUUCCUCGGCUCUCACAAACCCGUUUUUAUCCUUUUCUACGCACCGUGGUGUGGGCACUGCAAGCGCCUUCACCCGGAGUGGGAAAAGUUUGCCAAAUCUGUCGAGGGAAUUGUUCGUGUGGGUGCUGUGAAUGCCGAUGAGCACCAGCAACUUGGCCAACAAUUCAACCUGCGCGGUUUCCCUACGGUUAAGUUUUGGGGUUUGGGAGAAAAGCGUGCCAAUGCAGCUAUGGACUACGCCGGUGAGCGCAGCGCGGGAGCCAUUCAAUCGCAAGCCAUCAGUCUCAUCAAUGCACCAGGAAUCAAGACGGUGAAAAAAGCUGAGGAGCUACGCGAGGCGGCUCAGGCGGCACCAGAGAAGAAGGCUGUUGUACUAUUCAGUGCUAAAAGCCGCGUGCCGCCAAUUUAUGCCGUUCUUUCGCUCUCACCCCGACUCAAGUCGAUGCCGUUUUACUUUGCAGGGGAGCAAGAAAAGUCUGGAUUCGCUUCAGAAUUUGGCGUAAGUAAACUUCCAGCCAUUGUUGUCCUCAACACCACCGCUGGCGAAGUGAAGCCGGUGAUAUACCCGGGGAAGAAAGUUGCUUAUGAGCCCAUUGCAAAGUUUUUACUGGCCUGUGCAAACGAUGCUUACGAUGAGGCUAACUUCUCCUUGGAGGGUGGUGAGAGUGAGCAAGCUACAAAGAAGGGUGCUGCAAAGUUGGCGCUGCCAGUCCGGCCGCUCCCCGCGUCAGCUCAUGGUCUCGAGAAUUUUUGCUCCCCUGACGCACGGAAGAAGGCUGAGCGAACGCCACUGUGUGUGAUUUCACUCACUUCUGAGUUUUCGCUUAACGACGUGCAUAAAACCUUCAGCAAUGAGCCACUUGUUUUCUUCGAGGCUGGGGAUGCUCGUGAUAUCCUUCUUGGGGCCCUUCGGGGAAAGCUGGGACUAGAGAAGAUUGCAGACAAACUGAAGGACGACAAGGAACACAACGCACUUCUGCUUCGCGCCUCCAAGCAGGGCACCGUACACUACAGACUCGUUGGAGGCGUAAACACAGCUGAAACUCUCAGCUCAGUCUUACAAAUGGUUGUAUCAGGCGAGAUAUCCCUCACGAAGGAGCAGCCGAAGUAA